AAAUGUUACUAUCUAAUUCUUCAAUUAUUUUUCUAAUCAACAUGCCAUUUAUAGAAACCUUCGUCAAAAAUAUAAACUGAGAAAAGAUUUAUACAUGAUUUAUCCUUGUCUUGCGGCAUUAAUUAUGGUCUACUAAAAUAGAUAAAUAGUCAAGAAAAAUGGUAUGGUGUUAUUAAAUUUUUAUCCUUUGUUUUGGAAGAAUUUGGAAACGAUUUAAUUUAUAAAUAGACAGAAUGAGUACUUGUGGAUCUACUGGAAUGUGUGGUUGAAAAUGAUGUUUAACCAAUUUAUAAUAAUUUUUGCCAAUUACAGACUAAGUUUUCGCGUCAGAUUAUUUUGGUGGUAUUUGUUUCUUUUUAUAUGCAAUUAUUUAUCGAGAAAUUACAUGGUUGCUCGUAGUCUAUGUUCCAUGUAUCUGAUUCAUACUCAACCUUUAGAUAUGGACAUUUUGAUUGAUUACUCAAACCUCAUUCUUGUUUAUAGAGACUAGAAAGAGCUCUCCAAUUUUAUUUUUCAUUUUUCAUAUGAAACUAUAUAAACUAUAUAUUUGUUAUGAAACUAUGGAUUCGAGCCCUGAAUCUACUUGCUUGCAAGAAAAAUAGUAAAAGAAAAGAAAGAAUAGAAUUGAGGGAAAAAUGUCCAAUGUUCUAAGACUCACCAAGGGUACAUACUAAGGCUUCUUUGAUACUGUUGGAAUAUCUAUUGCUUGAGCUGGAAGACUAAUUAUGACUCUAGAAAUAGCCCUUUGUGUUGUUGGAAAGUUCAUGGAAUACGCAAUUGAUCCGCUUUUGUGUCAAUUCAAGUAUAUGUUCUGCUACAACAAGAAAAUUCAAACUUUGAUGGAUAAGGUGAAAGUUCUUGAAACUCAGGAAUCUGAGGUGCGAGAAUCGGUUCGUCAGGCAAAAAAUAAUGUGGAAGCUAUUAGACCUAUUGUUUUAGAUUGGCUGCAAAAUGUUGAAGAAAUGAAGAAAAACGCGGAUGAAGUUUUUAAAGAUGCAACAAAUUCUAAAAUGCAGUGCCUAUUCCUUCAGUGUCCAAAUUUGUUGACCCGUUAUUCACUUGGCAGGAAAGCCACAAAGAAGGCUGCUGAGGUCGCUGAGCUCCAAAAGGAAGGUACAUUUCAAGAUGUGGGUGAACGUAAAUCACCGGUGCAAAUACCUUAUCAAAACCCCAGUGACUUUGGAGCUUUCGAAACAAGGAUAUCAACUAAAAAGGGAAUCAUGGAAGCUCUAAAGGACAAAGAUGUCAGCAUAAUUGGGAUCUGUGGAAUGGGUGGAGUAGGUAAGACAACAAUGGCAAAAGAAAUAGCUAAUGAAGCCAAAGCUGACAAAUUAUUUGAUGAGUUUGCAUGGGCAGAUAUAUCUCAAGAUCCAAAUGUUACCAAAAUUCAGAAUCAACUUGCUGAAAAGCUUGGCUUGGAAGUUACAGAUAUUACUGAUAAAUAUGAGAGAGCUGAACGACUUCGUGAAAGACUUGGAAGUGACAGAAGUAAGAGCAUUCUUGUAAUAUUGGAUGAUGUUUGGGAAUAUACUGUGUUAGAAACUAUAGGAUUUCCUUCAGCAAGGGAUGAUAAAAGGUUGAAAAUUCUAUUAACAUCACGCGAUAAAGAUGUGUUCACAAAAGUGAGAGGUACAAGAAUAUUUAACGUCGAUCUUUUAAAUGAAAAAGAAUCGUGGGAACUUUUCAAGGAAAAGGCAGAAAUUUCUGAUGAUGCAACUGAUAUUAUAAAGGAUACGGCAAUAAAAAUUGCAAAGAAAUGUGAUGGCUUACCUCUCGCCCUUGUGAUAGUCGGCAGAGCCCUCUGUAAAAAAGAAAAACAUGUAUGGGAGAAUGCACUUUUAGAACUACGGACUUCUGAAGUGAGUAAUAUCAAAGGAGUACACAAGUACGUAUACUCAAGGAUAAAGUUAAGCUACAACUAUCUAGAGAGUGAUGAAGCCAAGUCCUUGUUUCUGUUAUGCUCCUUGUAUCCAGAAGGUGCUGAUAUUGAAAUUGAAGAUUUGGUUAGAUAUGCCUGGGGGCUAGAGUUGUUUAGAGGUACAAUGACAUUGAAUUCAACCAGAAAUAGGUUAAACACGAUUGUUGAUCUUUUGAAAAGUUGCUACUUACUGCUCUCAGCUGAGACUAAGGAUCGUGUAAGAUUGCAUGGUGUUGUAAGAGAUGUUUGCUUACAAAUUGCAUCUAAAGACAAUAUGUCGAUACACACUAGUUUGAAGGUGUGGCCAAAACAUAACAACGAUACAUCAUAUAGUGCAAUUAGUCUUACAUCGAAUGAGCUGAAUCAACUUCCCAGUGGGUUAGAAUAUCCACAACUAAAGUUUCUAGGAGUGAUGUGCGGACACCAGCCACUAAACGUGUCCAAAGAUUUUUUUGCCAAUAUGAAGGAACUCAAAGUUCUUGACUUCACUUCUAUGAGGAUUCAAAUCCCAUCAUCAAUCCAAUUGUUGACCAAUCUUCAAACUUUGUGCUUGGAUUGUUGUACAUUAAACAUUGAAUUUUCAACUAUUGGGACUCUAAAAAAGUUAGAAGUUCUCAGUUUUCGUGGCUCUGAUCUUGAUCACUUUCCUAAUGAUAUAGCAGAACUUAGCAACCUAAGGUUAUUGGAUUUGAGGUUGAUGCGUAGCUCUAAAUGUUCUCCGCUUUCACCAGGUAUCUUAUUGCAUUUGAAGAGACUGGAAGAACUAUACAUGGGUGUUAUUAAAAUAAGAGGUGAUGGACUGGAACAACGAGGGUACAUUAUUAACGAGAUAGGUUCAUUGACCUGUCUUAAUACUUUCCAAAUCAGCACAAACGAUCCUCAAUUUUUGCUGCAAAUAUUACAAGUUAUGCACAUUGAGCGACUGGAUAGAUUUCAUAUCGAAUUAGCUAACUUAGAGUAUGCUCGUGAGAGGUAUUACUAUUUCGGAAGGAGAUUACAUAUACAUGGCAUUACUUAUGCGAGUGUGCUUUCACAACCUGCAAUUAACUCAUUGAUGAGGAAAACUGACCAUCUUUCUAUAAAAAUGGUCUUGAAUAAUCCUGAUGAUCUUUCUCUACAAGUGAUGGAGAGGAAGAAUGUGUUAGAUGAAGAUAGCUUCGAGUAUCUAAAUGGAAAUCAUCCAACAGGGGCAUUUGAUGAAUUACAAAAGAUAAAUCUAGAUGGCAUACCAAAAAUGAAACAUCUGUUUAGGGGUGUCAUCAAACCUCCAUCACUCCACAAUCUUAUGUUUCUUACCAUUGGAAGUUGCCCCUCAUUGAAAAGCCUAUUUUCUGAGUCAGUUGCAUUAUGCAUGGUGAAUCUCCAAAAUUUAAGUAUUUCCAAUUGUGAGAUUUUAGAGGAAGUUGUUUCAAUGGACACAGAACAAAAUGAAGUUAACCAGAUGCUUGUGUUUCCAAAACUACAGAAAAUCAAGCUCAAAAGUUUAAGAAAUCUCAAGAGCUUUAGAUGUGGAUUUAACAAGACCAUUGGUGUGCUGAAUCCACUGUUCAAACAGGUUACGUUUCCUAACUUGGAGCUGUUGCACAUUGAAGGACUGGGUUGUACUGUGAAAAUAUUGGAUGAACUAAGGCAAAUCGGAUCUCUUAAACUAGGAGAAUUAAUAGUGGAAAAUUUGGAUAAUGUGAACAUUUUGUUUGACUUUGAGCAUAUAAAAGAUGAUGCAGAAAUUGGUAUACUUAGUCAAUUAGCAUCGCUGGUUGUGUUGUCUCUACCCGAUUUAGUGCAUUUCACAAGGAUGUUUCCUAAAGGAAUUUAUGUCUAUCAGAAUUUGACACAUCUUGGUGUUGGACAUUGUGACAACUUAAGGUACUUAUUCUCACCUUCAAUGGCCCAUUCACUUGUGGCUUUAGAAGUUCUUAUGAUUGAGGAUUGUGAAGCAAUUGAAGAGAUUAUUGGAAGAGAAGAAGAAGAAGACACUUCGAACAUUGAAAUUAUGGAAGAAGGAAUGACACGCAGAAUUGUCUUUCCUAAAUUGGAAGAUCUAUGGCUUGCUCAUCUUGAUAGAUUCAGAUUGCUUUCAUCUCAGAAUUAUGAACUUGUGUUCCCUUCACUAGAAUAUUUGCGAAUUGAAAAUUGCCCAGCGAUGACAGAAUUGUAUUCAAGACAACAACUAGGUGCACCAAAGCUUGAUAAAGUAUGGAUAAACAAUGGAUCCGUUGAUAUUUAAAAUUUGUUGGAUUUUGAAGAUUUGAGAUCAGGACGGCAACUUUGUUAAUGCUUUCAAUAUUGUUAAGGUUGUAGGAGAAAAAACUAAGUUCAAUGCUAAUGGAAGGAGGCGAAGCUAGAAAAUAUAUCAGCAAUGGUAUUUGGUAUCUUAAUGGAUGAUUCUUGUAGACAACACGAGGCAACUACCCAAUUCCGAUAAUUGCUUUCUAGGCUUGUAGUUCAGAGGGGGAGAUGUCACUGUGCCUUUUGAUCGAUUCAGCUUCAACUGAAGGUAUAAACCUAAUAGGCAAAGGUAAUCAGGUUCGAAGAGGCUGAUUUCCAGUGCUAGAGUCAGAGUCGCUGCUUAAUAGGAAAGUUGGAGAAGAGACUAGAGACAAGUUUUCUACGGAUGAAGCUUUACUACUUUGAGGAUCGGGGAAACCAUCGAGUUCCAUUAAGGCCAGAACUUACUCUUUCUUUGGCCAGGCUUGUGAUACAGAAAGGAAAAUUAGUAUCGCUUCCACUAAAAUGGUAUGCUGUUGGACAAUGCUGGCAUUAUGAAGGAAUGAAUAUGGGACGCCAGCGUGAACACUACCAAUGGAACGUGGAUAUUAUCGGUGUACCUAAUGGUGCACUGCUCAAACAGAGAGGACUUCUACCGGAACUUGGUCUCCAGAUAGAAACAUUGUCUGCUCAUUGGAUAGGGAUCUCCAGGGCGAAGCUUCUGCAAUUGCUGCUAAUCUCAGGGAAAAAGGUCAAAGUGUUGACUUGGUUUUGGAAAAUAAACCCCUUAAAUGUGUUUAAAAGGUCACCGUGAAUAAAUGCUCGCAGGCUGAUAUUAAUGGGUAGUGCUGAGUGGCAAAAGGGGAUGGUUGGAGUCAAAAUUCUUUCAUCUUGCGAACAAUAUGAGAUUAAAGUUGAUGAACUAGAAUAGCAAUGUUAAAUAUAAUGCCCAUAAAUGUACCUUUUAUAUUUAUAUUGACAGAUCGACCAAAUCCAUUCCUAUCAUCAGUUUCUGAUUUCUGAUUUUCAUUUUCUCAGUCUUAAUUGUAGACGAGGAACUUCA
Messenger RNA from Olea europaea var. sylvestris, 5189 nucleotides. RefSeq names its product disease resistance protein At4g27190-like. Gene Ontology annotation, molecular function: ATP hydrolysis activity; ADP binding. The record is from RefSeq and is a predicted model, not a curated record. The transcript is spliced from 10 exons. The coding region runs from base 726 to 4145 and encodes 1139 amino acids. Lineage: Eukaryota; Viridiplantae; Streptophyta; Magnoliopsida; Lamiales; Oleaceae.